This is a messenger RNA of Cotesia glomerata, 5184 nucleotides long. RefSeq names its product axin (gene Axn). Bases 1313 to 3814 code for a protein of 833 amino acids. Lineage: Eukaryota; Metazoa; Arthropoda; Insecta; Hymenoptera; Braconidae. The record is from RefSeq and is a predicted model, not a curated record. Gene Ontology annotation, biological process: negative regulation of canonical Wnt signaling pathway. The transcript is spliced from 10 exons.
AAUCUUGAAACUUUUCAUUUUUCUCUUUCUCUCUCCCACUUAUUGGUCUGUUGCAGACUCAAGAACUGCAGAGCGAGAAGGUCUUAUGGAAAAUGGAUGGACGGGACAAGCGAGGUAAGAGUAGGGUAAGCAGAGUAAUGUAAGAGACGGAGACGAGCUUGAGCGGCAGCAGCAGCAGCAGCCUGACAAAUCAUGUACACCCAUGGACAGUCACGGAUUCAGGCUAGGUGUGCCUAGGUGGCAGAGUGGAGGCGGAGACGAAGAAGGAAACAACUUAAAAAGAAUAAGAAUGGUAGAAGGAAAGAAUAAGUAAGAAGAAGAAGUUGAGAAAGACAACGAGUGACAAGAGCUGGGUUUUACGGAGAGUAAGGAACAGCCAGACGAAGACGAAAAACAAGUAUAAGAAGUGGGAGAAGUGUGCGAGCAGUUGAUGGCGACGAUGUACAACAGUGUGAUGUGUUGUUGGAUCACUGUGAGUUUGUUACUACUGUGAUACUGGCUCCGUCGUUUCAGUGGUGCGUUAAAUUUAUAUUUUAUAUAUUAUUAUUUUGUUUUAUUUUAAUAUUCUGUUAUUAAAUAGUGAUAAUUGUUUAUUUAUCAAUAUAUUAUUAUUGAUAAAGUGUAGUUACUGGUGGUGUUUAUUGAUGAUAUAUGGUUAUGAAAAAAAAUAUACAUAUAUAUGAAUAUAGUAUAUAUAAAUAUUUAUAAAUAUAUUUGUGUUUAUAAAUGUAGUCUGUUGUAGUUUUGUUGGUUAAAACACUUGAGUACAUAAAAUAGUCAGGAGUCAGGAGUGGCUGGGAAUCAGAAACAGCAGCAGCAGACGUUGCCAGGAGCUAACCAGACAAACGCAUUCGUACGUAAAAGAGUGUAUAUAAGAGAGUAGAGCCAGAGAGUCGCGUUUUUUAUUCGCGUCGUCGUGGUACGCGCCAUGCGCAACCCGUGCCGUCCUAACUACUCCUCUGGUUACAACAACUGCUAUCCAACAAGAAGUUGACGUUCACGGUCUCAAGUUUAAGACGUGAAUUUAAAAAUGAGCUUGGAUAGACGAAUAUCCGAAGAACCGUGAUCGGGGUGAUAACAGCCUCGGACGUCGAAGAUAAUAAAAUAAUAACGUCGAAUAUUGUUGAGGUGAGGCGCCCGUUUUACUUAAACACGGACGCCAGCACCGCGUGCCAUCAGUCCUUACAGACAUCGCCCUCGCCGUCGGACAGAUUUGGUUUAGCCAUGUCCACUAGGAAGCGGCGAGGAUUGAAAUAUAGUUUAGCUGAAAGAAAUAAGAAAAAAAUAUCACUUUACAGCUACGAUAGAUAGGAUGAAUAGAUCUCGGCGGAACGAAGCCCGUUACUUCAAUGAGAAUUCCCCUAGACCACCGGUCCCCGGAGAAGAGACAGAGUCCUACGUCGGCAGGUAUUACUCGCAAAGUCCGGCUCUGACACCUAGACGUUCAGCUCUAGGUAGUCACCUGGCCACGUCAUCUUGCGAUGCUUCAGCGCCGCUUGGAUUCGAGCCGGAGGGUUCCUGUGGUAUUAUGGAGACAAACUCACCUCCGGCAUGUCUGCGAUGGGCACGCAGUAUACAAUCAUUGCUAUUAGAUCGAGAGGGGCUUCAUUUAUUUAGAAGUUAUGUUACUGAAGAGGGGAAUCAGAAUGAUAUUUAUGCACUGGAAUUUUGGUUGGCUUGUGUGGGUCUCAAAGAGCCGCAGAAUGCUGAUAAAACAUCUCAACUGGUUAAAGCUAUCUACAGAAAGUAUAUUGUUAAAGCGCAAUUGGAAAUACCUGAAGAUGUUAAAAAAGAAACGAAGCGGCGUCUCAAAGAGACCUGGCCCGAAGAAAACAUCUUUGAUAAUGCCCAGCUGGAGGCCGAGCAUCUGAUGGCAAGGACGUCAUAUCCGAACUUUUUGCAAUCGGAUAUGUACCUCCAGUAUGUCCAAGCUUGCCAAAAUCCAGAACAAGCCGGUGGUUGUCCCAGUUCGAGCUCAAGCCGGGAUAUUUCAUUGUCAUGUGGCCCGAGUUUGCUUCCAACUCUUCACGAGGACACCGAGUAUCAUUCUAUUCAACAGCAUAUAUCACGUUCUGCGUGUGAUACACCCAGUGAAUUAAGACUGACCAAAGACGUAUUGAUGGCAACCCAAAAAACGAGGGCUUUGGAUGUGAGACCUAAGCCAGAAGCUUAUGCUGGUUUGUUUGGCAUUUAUGUGUGGCAUUUAAAUAGAACAUACUUGCAACCUGGAACUAGUCCCUACCAUAUGUCAACAAAAGGACGUGUUCAAUACUCGUCAUACAAUCCAGUGUCGAGGCAGGACUCGGAGCUACAAAGUUUGAGCAGUGAUGCACGUACCGAGUCAGACAAUUUAUCCAUUACCGAUUCGAUGGUAGAUGGGAUGUCAACGGGACGGCCUAAAAGUAGUAAAAAACAGUUCCUAAGACACAGUAGAGCAAUUAAGGAAUCAGCAAGUUUAAAUCGAGAUCCAUUGCUCCAUACGAUGAUACCGCGAACAGAUCGUGCGUCGAAGGAGCUUACAAAGCCGCCUGAUCCUGAGAGAUUUGCUCAAGAGCUUUUUACAAGACUGGAAUUGCUAAAACGCCAGAUUGAUAAUGAAGAAAAACUUAAGAAUUUGUCGAAGGAUUCGUCGGUUGAAGAAACGGAUCCUAGUAUGCAUACUGAUACCAGAAAAUUAGCGGACGCAUUAUGUCAAAAACUCAGUAUAGAUGACGAUAAUGACCAGGAUAUUCUUGACCAGCAUGUCUCGCGUGUCUGGUCGGAUCCAACUCCCUCGAGGUCGCCGGGUAUCGCUUCGCCAAAGUCAGCCGGACACAAUUACUCACGGUCACACAAACAACGUAAAGACAAAGAUGGUUACUCGACCUUCUCCAUUGACAGUGGUAAUAUUCAUGAUUUUGCCGAGGGCGAUUUCGCGGGUGCUAGCUCAUUAAGUUCAUCGACUACUCAUUUGCCUAAAUCAAAGUCUGUGCCUUCUGAGUUUGCUGAUUGUCUUCAUAAACCAGAUCUUUAUCUUCAAGGUCAAGAUCAAAGAUUUCGUAGAUCUGAUAUGUCUCGAAGAUCAGCGACUAAGAAAUCGUUGACGGAAUUGACGGACAGUGGUGUUAGUGUUGUCAGUGCUAGUAUUGAUGUUCCUGCUGCUAGUAAAGAUUGUCGAACACAGUGGCGUAACCAAUUAGAAAAGAAGAAUGAACUGAAACACAUGAGACAUGGUAAAAAAUAUGGUUCACGCAGUGGCUCUCUGGAAAGAGCUAACCGAGAAGAAUGGGGUGGCCGUGCGCAACCAUUUCUGGGUGAUCCAGGAAUGCCAUUGCUUCCUCAACCUCACAUUCCAACGCAACUGGAGGAGGCAAAAAGACGAUUACUCGAGGAAGAUAGAGCACGUGGUGGGAGUAGUAUGUACUCACCGCCUUCAAGUUCAGUGGGAUUCAAUCGUCGCAUGGCACCAGCCUAUAGACAAUCUCAUGAUUCAUCAUGUAGCUUACAACACCAACCACCACAACCUCCACAAGGUCCAAAUCCAUCGAAUCAAUCCACUUUACGUAAAAGCCGUCAGGAUGUAGGAGAUUUCACCAUUGUAGUGUUCAAUUUUUGUGACGAAUCAGUUCCUUAUAGAACUAAAAUUCCAGGACAUAAUGUUACUUUAAAGCGAUUCAAAGAGUUCUUGCCGAAAAAAGGAAGCUAUCGGUAUUUCUUUAAAACAGAAUGUGAAGAUCUGGAUACAAAGGUAAUACAAGAAGAAAUAACAGACGAUUCCGAAGUGUUACCGCUGUGGGAAGGCAAAGUAAUGGCCCAAGUUAAGGCACUUGAAUAACUUAAGUUAUUCUUUAUUAUCAUAAAAAUAUUUAUUCUCCGACUGUACAGAUAUAUAUAUAUAUAUAUAUAUAUAUAUAUAUAUAUAUAUAUAUAUAUAUAUAUAUACAUAUAUUUUUUUGUUUAUAAACAAAAAAAGAUAAGAAACAAUUUAAAUGUUCCAGUCAAAAUUAUCGUAUAGUUUAAUUUUAGUUACUGAAAUAAUUUUUAAUUGUUUAUGUUAUAUUUUUUAAUUAUUUUUAAUUGUCAAUUAUGUAUUCAUAUAAACAACAGUGUAACUCUUCCAGAGGCUUCCCAUAGAUUUUUCCGGCCAAAUGUACAAAAAAAGCCUGCGUAGUGAUGUCAUGAUAAAAGUCUACUAAUACUUCAGUAGACAAAUUUUAUUAAUGCGAUAUAGGCAAUAAGUUUUUAUGAAUAUUACGUAUAUUACUUUGUAUAUUUAUUAUUUCCAUUAUUAUUAUGUUUAUAAUUAUUUUUACUAUAUUAUUAGAUGAAAUUGUUAGUAUCCGUAAUUUACGUAAUAUUCAUUAUUGACAAAUGCAAUUUGCGUUUCAUCGUGCCACAAAAAAUCUUUCAUUUAAAAAAAAAAAUAUCAUUUGUAACAUAUAUUCAUAUAUAUAUAUUGAAACAAAUUAACGAAAUGAAUAAAACGAUAACGCAAUAAUUGUGUGGGCGGCAUCCUGGGGAACAGAUUAUUGAAUAGUCAAUAAUCAUAACGACGUUUUAUCAGGUGCGAUUAAAAAAAAAAUGUGCCUUUUAGUGUAAUAAGAUUGAUCUAAGACUUAGUAAAAAAAUUAAGAAAAUUACUUACGGACGCGAGUUAAAUUUUUAGUUUUUAUUAAUAUUAUUAUUAUUAUUAUUAUUAUUAUUGCUAUUAUUAUUAUUAUCAUCAUUAUACAUAUAAAUAUAUUCAUACGGUUCCUUGAUCAUUUUUUUAUCGUACUAUUAAUUAGUGAACAAAAUUUUUUAUACGUAAGUUUUAUGUAAUUUAAAUGUAUAAUUUUUUGUUUAAAUUCUGCACCGUUACAGUUAAGUUAAUUGAGGAAAAACUGAAAGAGAUCAAUUCAAUUAUUAAUUGGUGCUACUACCGAUUGUAAAGUACAUAAUAUCCUAAUGGAUAUUUUAUUAUUGAACAUAUAUUGAGUGUUUUUUACUAAAUGUUAUUUCCAAUUGUUUUUUAAUUGUGGAAAUACAAUUAUAAGUGAAGUAAUUUUCGAUUAAUUAUUAAUUAAUUACUGAAUUUCUAAAAUCUUGGUUAAUUUUAUUUUUUUUUGCGUUACCAAGAUUCCAUUUGUAUAGAUUGAUUAUAUAAAGAAAUUAAAAUAAACAAAAUAAAUGACACAACGAAGUUAUUGCUUCGUUUUAAAUUAA